Messenger RNA from Sitodiplosis mosellana (orange wheat blossom midge), 5739 nucleotides. RefSeq names its product two pore potassium channel protein sup-9-like. Gene Ontology annotation, biological process: stabilization of membrane potential; potassium ion transmembrane transport. Bases 1604 to 2893 code for a protein of 429 amino acids. Lineage: Eukaryota; Metazoa; Arthropoda; Insecta; Diptera; Cecidomyiidae. Gene Ontology annotation, molecular function: potassium ion leak channel activity. The record is from RefSeq and is a predicted model, not a curated record. The transcript is spliced from 9 exons. Gene Ontology annotation, cellular component: membrane.
GACACAUUUUGAUACAGUUUAUAGCAGCCGUACUGUGUGUGGCGCUUUUUUUCCUUUUAUUUUCUACUUCGCUCCAUAUCAUCUCAUCUCAUUUCGGUUUUGCAAUUUCGCUUAAAUAAAUAUUAUACACUGCAAAUCGAAAUACUUUGCUGUUCGUACGCGUGCCGUUGUGUGUUUCGCUAUCUCAGCCUUUUGUGUGUGUUUCCAAAGGAAAGAGGAAUAAAAAAAAUAAAUCCAGAAAAACUUACACCAAAAGUGUGUGAGAGAGAGAGAGAGAGAAAGAGAAAAAGAGACGAAAAAUUGCGAGAAGAAAAGAUCUUUGGAACCAAUAAUUUUUCUUGGAGAUCAUUUGAAAAUUUUACUAAAGAAAAGAAUUGAAAAAGUGUUUUGUGAAUCUUCGAUAUUGGUGUUUGAUUGUUAGUUUUUGAUAUGGUAGAGAAAAAAAAAUACAUUUCCAAAAUCUUACAAGUGAUUUACAUUUAAUUGGUGAAAUAUUGUGAAACAUAACACAAAACGAGACUGGAUUUGAACAUAAUUUUAUUCGUGUUGAGAACACAAAAAACAACGCCGUACAAAAAUUGAUUCGAAGGAAUUGCAAAAAGUCAUUUCAAAUUGGAUAUUCCAUCAUUGAUUGUUGAAUUGAGAGAUCACAUCAAAUUAUCGAAAGAGAGAUAGAGAAAGAAGCCAAAAAUGCAGAAAUUAUGAUUUGAACCAUUAUUCCAUAUCAAAUGCAUGGAACAACAACGACUUUUGUCUUUGUUGUUUGUGAGUAUAGUAAGCCAUUUGGUUAUUACGAAUCCGUCGAGAGUGAAAGCUGCUGCUGCUACUGAGUGAGAGCAAACGAACGCACGAAAGGGCCACACAAUAAGAAAGUGAGUUUUGAAGAGAUUUGCCUCGACGACGACGACUACGCUACACUUAAGAAUUUGGUUGUUGAAGAAUGGCGCUGGUCUAAUAACAUGGAAACGAAACAUACACACCUCAAAUUCUGAAUAGCACACACGAAAAAUUAAAACGAUGAUAGAAAACGAUCAGCAACCAAUUGAGAAUAAUCGCAACAGUUACUAGCACAUCAACUGUAUAUAUAAUAUAUAGAUAUAUCCAAAAGUGGGGGCUCGGUAUCGUCAAGGAUUUUUGUUGUUGUUGUUGUUGUUGUUAUGGAACGAAUAUUCUAAAAAAGUAUCACUCGAUUUAUACACUUUUGCACGGAUGGAAAAUUCGCAGUGAGCCCCCACCUCACUAUUUCGCUAUGAUGUGCCAAUCAAUCAACGUAACGUGAAAAUUAUAAGCACAAAGCCCAAUUAAACCCGUUCAUAUAAUAUAACAGUGAAAAGAAUUUUCGAGUGCAAACGCAUUAUUCACAUCUGCCAAAGAGAGAGAGAGAGAGAGAGAGAGAGAGAGAGAGAGAGAGAAAGAGAGAGAGAGAGUGAGAAAGAGGGAGGAAGACACAGAGAGGGUCCACAAAGCAACGUGUCGAUUCGGGGUGGAUUCGCACAGCAAUUGAAAUUUUUAUUUGUGAUGCAGUGAAAGUGGAAAUUGGCUUAUGACAGAGGUUUUUCAUAGAGGCCUGAGCAUGUCGCCACCACUCUUUCGUAAAUAAAGAAUGAAGAAGCAAAAUGUUCGUACGAUCUCAUUAAUCGUGUGCACAUUCACUUAUCUUCUUGUCGGGGCUGCCGUAUUUGAUGCACUGGAAUCCGAAACAGAGAAAAAACGAUGGCACGCAUUAAGUACAAUCGAAGCAAUGAUCAUGAAAAAAUAUAACAUAAGCGCUGAAGAUUUCAAAGUUAUGGAAACGGUCAUAUUGAAAUCGGAACCGCAUAAAGCCGGUCAGCAAUGGAAAUUUACCGGUGCCUUUUAUUAUGCGACUACCGUUUUAACUACUAUUGGGUAUGGUCAUUCCACACCAAGCACCAUUGGUGGCAAGCUCUUCACGAUGUGUUAUGCUAUCGUUGGCAUUCCAUUGGGGCUCGUGAUGUUUCAGAGUAUCGGAGAAAGAGUUAAUAGACUGAGCAGUUUUGUUAUAAAAUCCGUUAAAUCAUCGUUGAAUUGUGAACGUACCGUUGCAUCGGAAUUAGAUUUAAUUUGUGUUGUCACAACAUUAAGUUCGCUGACAAUAGCCGGUGGUGCAGCUGCUUUCUCAAAAUUUGAGGGAUGGAGCUACUUUGAUUCAGUUUAUUAUUGUUUCAUUACACUGACUACGAUUGGUUUUGGUGAUAUGGUCGCAUUGCAGAAGGAUAAUGCGUUAAAUAAAAAGCCGGAAUACGUUAUGUUUGCGUUAAUAUUUAUCCUGUUUGGUUUGGCCAUUGUGGCUGCAUCCUUAAAUUUAUUAGUACUUAGAUUUGUCACAAUGAACACGGAAGACGAAAGACGAGACGAAGCUCAAGCAAUGCAGGCACUCCAAGGCCGAGUGACGCUGGAAGGGGAUGUAAUAACAGCAAAUGAUUCAAUAUUGAGUGGUCAUAUUGGUCACGAAAAUAUGUCUGUCACUGGUGAUAAUACAUCAAUAUGUUCAUGUCAUUGUGCCUGUUUUAGGGCAAGAAAACACAAAAGUAAACAUAGAUUUAAGGUAAGACGCUCUCCAAGCCACAUUCGACAUUUACUACCCACAUCGGUACUGCCAUUGAAAGAAUUUCACAACUACGAUCAAACGUCACAACAGCAACUAGAUCAAUAUCGCACAUCAUCGACAAUGAAUGAUUCACGUAUGUUAUUGAAUCAUCCGCAUCAAGAUUUGCUGAGCGGCGGUGCAAUCAUCACCGACAGCGCCUAUAUGUAUGACAUGGAUUUUGGCAGUGUGAUACCAUCACGAACGCAAACCACACUGUUACCUCCCGAUUUGUGUUGUCCCGAUUUGCCACCACUCUACCAACCCGCACAUAGAGCUUCCAUUUAAAUAAUCCAGACAACACACAAACACAAGUGCGCGCGAAAACACACAACAAACACCAAGCAGCAAGCAGCAACAACGGGCGAACACGGUGACACAACUCCUUUUCUGUAUUUAGGGAAAAAAACUGCUUUUCUUUUGAAAUGACAGUCCUGGAUAAUUUUCUGUUUUAAUUCAACGAAAGGGAAAAACAAAGUUUUACUAUUUAUUUCCACUGAAUUCAUUGAAUAGUUUUCCUUUUUCCGGGCAAAAGAAGGAAAAUUGGACUCAGUCAAUGUAGUGAGGAUAAAAAAACAUAUCCAGGCCAUGUUUGAUUAUAACGUAAUAUAGGCAAAACGGAAACGGAAUAUCCCCAUUGAAAUUUAUUCACACCAAAAAUCUUGGCGCAAUAUUCGAAGAUGAUAAACCAUUAAUUAGAAAACGAAUGUGUAACAACCAAAUUAAUGACCAUGAAAUGAAUCAAUUUGUACUAUAGUAUUUCAUAUGUUAAGCAUAGACAAAAAAAAAAACAAAUACAGCAGAAAUCUGUACCGGACGAAAACGACGACGGCCGACAAACAUGAACAAACGCCUCUGAUCAUUUGGAUAAAGCAUCAAGAUGAGAUUGUCAAUUCGUUUAUUCUGCAAUCUCAACUGAGCAAUCUUUCCACGGGCGAUGCGAAUAUUCUUUUGUCGGAUAAAACAAGAAUCUAAAUAAUUUGUUUUUUUUUAUUGUUGGAAAUGAAUGGACUACGAAAUCAAAGCAAUUUCUUUUAACAAACACGGUUCACGUGGAUAACGACAACUGCGUGCGUUUGUCGUCAUUCCAGUGGCAGUUUGUCAAAUGCAAACUUAAUCUUAAACACACCCACAAAGAAACAAACAGACACAUACACAAAAAUUGGUCGGUGUUAUUUGAAUAGUUGUUGUAGUUAAUUAAUUAUCGAUAUGGAAUCCAAUAAACACUUAAAUAAAGUGUGGCGGAAUCAAUUUCCUAGGACAAAAAUAGAUUCAUUCGCAAGCUGUUGAACAAAGAAAAACUAUAGACGGACGAAGCGAAGAAAAUUUUCCACAGACUAGUGAAUUUGCUGUCUGCCCAGUGACUGCUCUUCAACAGCGGCUUCCAAUAGCGGUUGCAUUGCUGUACACUAUGAGCAUCGCGCGGAAAUUUGAACAAACAAAUGGAGCUAUGUCGAAUGCAAACUGAGUCGAAUCAACUCUGCGUGCAUGUCCAAGUCCAUGCGUGUUAGAGUUUUGUGCAUGAGUCUUACAGUGUGUAACGUGCAUGCCAUGACCUAAGUAGACAGUAAAUUACUGGCCUGGUUUUCCAAAACCGUUCAUUGGAGAAGUAUGGAAAUAUGUGUAAAAAAAAUGAAGGAAAAAGCAAAAGACAUUUGCGAACUGAAUGUGUGAUUUUUUUUAGGGACAGCACAUAACAUUCGAGUAGUCUCACUUCUCUAAUUUAGUAAGAUUUCAAUUUUCAAUGAAAAAAAAAUCGAAUGAUAGAAAGGAAUGCAGAAACAGUGCCAAAGGACUUAAUUGUAGUAAAACCAAAAUCUUUUCGAAAAAUAUAAUAUCAUUCGGGCAAAAAUUAGAGACAGAGUAAAAAACAAACGCUACCAAGAUUAUCCAUUUCUGUUCCUAUCUUCUCAUACAAAUACAAAUUCCAUUUCCCGAAAAGAAAUGAAAUCCGAUUCUAAAUGGUCAUCAAAAAAUGAAACUGAACCUAUUUUUAAACAAAGGUUGUUGCUAAUAAAAACAAAAAUAAAUUAUAUUACCUUAACUCGAACUCAUUACGUUUUUCUCCAUUUAUCGAUUAUCCGAACAAAUUAUUUUGAAUAGACAAUUAUUAUUAAAAGAAAACAAGAUAUUAUAUGUAAUUAUUCAAAUCGAAUUAGAAAUUCCUUCUCUUUACUUUACUAUAAAAGUAAACAUGGGCAAAACAACAAAACCAGAAAAAUAUAUUCAAACGAAUUGAGAAAUACGAUAUGCAGCGAUUCAGAUAGGUGUAAAACUGUACAAUUGAAAUAGGUCAUUUGGAACUCUGUCGCAUUCACACAUUUGCAGUGUGUGUGUGUGUGUGUGUGGCUCGCCAAAUUUCAAGUGUGCUACAGCAUUACAUGUCUCAGUCAUCGUGCGUAAUGUAAUCACAUUAGCUUUUUUAAAAAUACCUGAAGAGAAAAAAAACACAAAAAUUUAAAAUCGAAAUGAGAAGAAUGACACCUUUAUUGAAGUCGAACUAUAUCAAAAUACAAAAUACAUUUUUCGUAUUUUUUCAAAUGCGUGGAAAUUUCAAUUCGUUUUAAAACACACACACACACACAAGAGAACGAACGAAUAAACAAAUGAAUUAGAAUUUGUUAAACAGUUCAAUAAUAAAAAAAAAACCCGCUUUGAUUGUAAACCAGUCUUAUUAAAUUGAGAUACAAAAUUAGAUGAAACAUUGAUAGAAACAACAACAAUAUGAAGCAAAAAAACAUUUUCACUAUUAUGUAGGUAUUUAAAAAUUAAAAAUUUUCUCGUUUUUUUACUAUCGAUAUAAAAGAAAUAAUUUUUAAAAUAUUUAAACGGUCAAGUGUGUCAAGUUCAGAAUUUCCUUAUUCUCCCCUCAUUACCAACACCCCAAACACACCGCCCUCAAAUAGAAUCUAUUGACAUUUUACAAACAAAAGUAAAAGUAAAAAAGGCGCAACUGCUCUUAAUUCACGCCAUUCCUAAGGACAGUUUGCACGAUAAAAUGCGCCAAAAAUGAAGAGUUCAUAAGUUGUAUAUAUUCCUAAAUUACAAAUUUAAGAUUUUUAAUUGACAAUUUGCAAGAAUUUCAUUAAAACCCACUCCCAUACAAAUUUACUCAAUUCAAACAUCCGAAGAAA